AUGUUUGUGGAGUGUUCCUGUCUAGGAGUUAACGGAACUGCUACCCCAGGUCUCUGUGACUCCGACUGUAACAUGUUGGCACCGUUCAUGACACUGUCUUUCUUUGGCGGUCUCGUAGCCACCAUGGCAGGCAUGCCAAGUAUAAUCUUCAGCAUCAGGUGCGUCACAGAUAAACAAAAGUCGUUGGCUGUCGGAUUGUCUUCAUUUCUUCAGACACUCCUCGGUUGGUUCCCAGGGCCGAUGAUAAUGGGAAUGGUUACCGACACUUCCUGUUUGACUUGGAGCACUUCCUGUCGUGGUAAAGGCGCAUGCUCUAUGUACGACAUAUAUGACUUCCGACUGAAGCGUCACAUAAUCGAACUUGCUGUAAAAAUUGUUGUAGUUUCGAUGCACAUAGCUAUGUUUGUCAUUGCCAAACGAACCGAUUGGAGUCAGUUUGAUCACAAUGAAACUAUAACCGACAAGCCGGAAGGAGAAAUGCUGAUGAUUUCUAAUGGAAAAACCAAAGCGGGAUGGACAGACUACAAAGAUCCAAUUGUAAAGAAGAGAUGAUGACAACAUUUAAAAUAGUACCGCAGAUAGCAUUUUGAUAUUUAUCCGUGUGGACAUGCUGACCCCGAUAUCAUGAUGGCCCCUAAACCAUCAACUAAAAAUUACGGACGCAAUCACCACUGAUGUUCAUUCUAUCAGUAUUCGAUAGUAGUUAAGACGAUUUAAAACUCUAAAGAUAAUAUCAAUAAUGGCUGUCAUCUCGUUUUAUCCUUGAAAAUGUAUACAGUUAAUUAGUACUAUAGCAAAAAAGAUGCAC
This is a messenger RNA of Pecten maximus, 808 nucleotides long. RefSeq names its product solute carrier organic anion transporter family member 2B1-like. The record is from RefSeq and is a predicted model, not a curated record. The transcript has 3 exons. Gene Ontology annotation, cellular component: membrane. Gene Ontology annotation, biological process: sodium-independent organic anion transport; transmembrane transport. The annotation marks the transcript as partial. Lineage: Eukaryota; Metazoa; Mollusca; Bivalvia; Pectinida; Pectinidae.